AUGGCGCUACCACACGUUCAGAUGGGGUGCGCGGUCAAGGAGCGGUCGAGCGGCAGAGCGAUGCAGCAAACAAGAAGCAAUCAAGACGACUUGGGUCUGGUCCCAGUUCGGAGUCGCCCGCCGGACGAAGUAACACCACCAGCAACGACGCUAGCUGCCACUUGCGCAGGUUGGGAAUCGGACCAAACGCUCGAGAGCUAUUCCAGCCAGUUGGGGAACACUCUGUGUUAUGGCGAUGAGGGUGGUAUGCUUGUGGCGCCAACUGGAACAAGACUGGUCCAGAAUUGGGUCAUGGAUAGAAUUGGGGGUGGAAAGCCUGGGAACAACGAGCGGGAUGUUCGAAGAGCUGACGCUGGGUCAAUUGAGUUUGGCCGUUCAAAGAGCAUAAACGUUGUUUUUGCUCGCAAGGCAGUUGGGGAUACACACAAGACUUGUCACGAUGGUGUGCCAAGUGGGAGUCUGCGGUUAAGGUUCGAACGUGCUUUUAACGUUUGCCCGGCAGUUGAACUUUCAACCGUCAAUCUGAUGAAAGCAGCCAGGCCCGUUGUGCUUCUUCUGGAAGAUCAAUUGCUGAUGAUUGACCAUCUCAGAACUCGUCAAACUGAGCCUCCUGCUGCAAGAGACUAUGAUCUGCCUAUCGACGUAUCUUGCGAUACCCAAACGCCAGCACCUUCUUCUCUAGCUCUGGUGGAGCUACCAAAGUGGGAAGGACGAGACAAGCCGAUGGAGGUUGAAUGGAGACAAAUGACCUCUUUUCAUGCUGUGACCGAAAUAGCUCAGGGGGAUUGGCGCUCUGUGACAGCUAGAAUGCAGCAUGUUCCCAUGUGGACAGACAAGAAUGGGUCGUGGCCAGGGUGUAAUGCUUGUUUGGAACUAUUGCAGCAUGUCUUGUUGAAUCUUUUCCAGAACCGAGCACGUCGCAGACCACCCACGGGGUCACGCACGGAAUAUGAAGAAGCAGUCAAUUUGAUACUCGGCACAAUGUACGGAGCACUGUGCCUGGGAAUCAAACCCUCGCAGGAAACAGUAUGGGGAGAUUAA
This is a messenger RNA of Pochonia chlamydosporia 170, 1041 nucleotides long. RefSeq lists its product as hypothetical. The transcript is spliced from 4 exons. The record is from RefSeq and is a predicted model, not a curated record. Lineage: Eukaryota; Fungi; Ascomycota; Sordariomycetes; Hypocreales; Clavicipitaceae. Bases 1 to 1041 code for a protein of 346 amino acids.